CGAGGCUGUCCUGACGCGCUUGCCUGCUCUCUCGCGAAACGAAUUUCUCACGCGAUCAGGGUACAACGUAUCAUGCAUACUCGUAGUCUCUUGGUCUCACCCCGCACUCGUCGUCGCUCGGACCCUCUGUCUCUUCAGAGCCAGAGCCAUCAGAUCAGUGCCAGUACGCCUUUCUGAGAUAUACGAUGGCUCGGUCUUGGUAGCCUAUGAACCCGAUGACAGUACAUCUGCGGCGCACGUCCUUGCCAUUACGAAUGUAGAUCAUUUUGCAGCGUCCCCGUAUCGCGACAAAGGCAACAGGCGAACUACUUGAUAAUGUAGACAUAUCCUGAGUCAGCCUCGCCGAUAUGCGUGACAUUCCUGUCAUAAACUAGUAUGCUGUAUGCAGCGCUAGGCAUCGUGAUGCUGUUACUGUGAUGUGUAGGCUCCGAGACAGUCGGUCGCCCGAGGCCAAGAGAAUGUCGGCAGGCAGACUGCAAGCUGCCAGACGCGAUGGAAUGCAUCGCUUGCUCGGCUGCGCUGCUCGAAUGGUGUCCAAGUAUGCCAGUACACCGGACGGACGAUACUUUGUAGACCACACGGGUCGACUGUGGCGCUGCACGAAUCCUUCUCUCGACGAGACAGAGCGACAGAGAUGGGUCAAGAAACUCAUGGACGCCCGCCGAGAAGUGCGUACGACCAAGGGCACGUCGGGAGAGAGGAGCACUCGUGCAAAAGUGCAAGAAGCCAAAGAGGCUCUGGGAGAACGAGGGGCGGUCUGGUGGAGGCAAGAGAGUGAAGAUGAUAGAGAUUGGAAUCGGUUCAUGGUCAAGAACACGCCUUAUGCUGCCUGGCAUACGGGUCUGACAAACGACGAGUCUGGCAGCACGCCAAGCAGUAGCAAAAGUAGAUCGGAGCAGACAGAGCGAGGCAAACGCGAUCGACCCCAUGAAGGCCCCCAGGAUGACGACGAUGAGGAUGUCGAGGACGGCCAUGAGCAGCCGAGACGAUCCGCUCGCUUGUCCAAGCAGCAGUCAUGAUCACAUGCAUCACACCAAGCGUCAUCUGAGCCCG
Mixia osmundae IAM 14324 is the source of this 1053-nucleotide messenger RNA. RefSeq lists its product as uncharacterized. Bases 417 to 1019 code for a protein of 200 amino acids. The record is from RefSeq and is a predicted model, not a curated record. Lineage: Eukaryota; Fungi; Basidiomycota; Mixiomycetes; Mixiales; Mixiaceae. The transcript is spliced from 2 exons.